Molecule: messenger RNA, 2380 nt
Organism: Aricia agestis (brown argus)
Lineage: Eukaryota; Metazoa; Arthropoda; Insecta; Lepidoptera; Lycaenidae
Product: scavenger receptor class B member 1-like
Exons: 11
Coding region: 514-2178 (554 amino acids)
Cellular component (GO): membrane; cytoplasm
Molecular function (GO): scavenger receptor activity
Source: RefSeq, a predicted model, not a curated record
AUCCUAAUAACUACACACAACAGCGUGUCACGCUUCCAUUGUAACAUGGUUACGCGGUAAAUAGAAUAGUAGGUUAAAAAUACAUUUUGUGUCAUUUUAUAAACAUUGACAGGUCUCACUAGUGAAGUUUAGUCUUUGCUCAGUAAAAUAAAGAGCGAAGUCGAUCACUGACAGAGACAAUGGAGCAUAAUCGUCGCUAUGCUACAUCGAUGGGUCGGAAGAUAGAAAAAAAUAAGUCAUAUCAUGCAUUUGACACCGGGGGCAGGCCAGUCGUAUCUGGUUGCGCCGGCGCGGCGGUCGCGUGGAUACUGUAGUGAGAGUGGUGUGGACUGUGGACUGUAGCACAAGAAACUGGCAGGCUAAAGUACAGGGGACCAUACAGGAGAGGGAGCAGGGAAGAUAUAGCGCAGUGGCCUAUAGUACAGGAGGGUGAAGCUGUAGCACAGUAAGCUCAUAGUCCAGGGGGAUCAGAGAGCAAGGAGACAUAACACAGGGCGACGUCAGCACAGAGUGAUGGAGCAGGGCGCGCCGCUGAUGGGGGCGGGGGAGCGGGUGGUGAUAGUGGCGCCGGCGGCCGCGGGCAAGAUCCUCAUCCGGGAGGACACCAUCAUGAACAACCUGCAGGGCUGCGCGGGCUGCGGGCGCGCGCAGUUCACGUGCGCCGGGGUGCGCCGCCAGUGGUCGGGCCUGUGCUGGGGGCAGACGCUCACCAAGCGCUACUAUUGCUUCGUGGUGGCGCUGUCGGCGUUGUUCUCGGUGAGCCUCAUCGCCGCCGUCUUCCUGCUCUUCACCAACUCCUUCAACGAUGCCAUACUCUCGAGCAUGGCGUUGCGGAACAACUCGCUGGCGUACAGCAUGUGGCGGCGGCCGACGGUGACUCCAACGAUGCGGGUGCACCUGUUCAACUACACCAACUGGGAGGCCGUGCGCGACGGCAGGGAGGACAAGCUGCAUGUGCAGGAAGUGGGACCGUACGCGUACUCGCAGCACGUGGAGCGCGUGAACACGAAGUUCGACGGAGAGCAGCUGACGUAUCAGGAGAGCAACCGCUUCCGGUUCCUCCCGCACAAGAGCGCCGGCUCGCCCUUCGACCACGUCAACGUGCCCAACCUGCCGCUGCUGGCGGCGAUAUCCCGCGCCGUGCACUACCCGCUGCUGAUGCAGAUGGGUCUGGCGUCCUCUCUCAACCUCGUCAACCACAAGGAGGCCUUCCUCCAGCUGCCCGUCGAGAGGUUCCUGUGGGGCUACGAGGAUAGCAUCUACGACACCGCCAAGACCUUCCUCAGCAUCAACGGCCAGCUCAAGUACAAGAACUUCGGCCUGCUCGUCGCUAAAAAUGGCACGUCCUCCGACGUUUUCACGAUCAAUACGGGCGCGGCGGACAAGGACAAGAUGAACAUCCUGGAGCGGUUCAACGGCGUCACCAGCCUCGACAUGUGGGGCACCGCCGAGUGCAACAGUAUCUACUCAACGGACGGGUCGAUCUUCCCGCCGUCGAUACUGGACCGCAACCAGUCGCUGUACGUCUUCUACGCCAACCUCUGCCGCCGCUUCCCCUUCCACUACACCGAGGAUGUCGAGAUAGCGGACGGCAUCAAGCUGCUGCGGUACUCGCUGCCGGACAACGUGUUCGACGACAAGGAGCACAACCCCGCCAACCAGUGCUACUGCGAGCUCGACUCCGGCGCCUGCCCGCCGCGCGGCGUCAUCAACGUCACCGCCUGCACGCAGGGUUUCCCGGCGUUCGCGUCGUUCCCGCACUUCCACCUGGGCGACCCGGCACUUCGCUCGCAGCUGAGCGGGCUGCGGCCGGACGCGCGCCCCAACUACCUGGACGUGCACCCCACGCUGGGCAUCGCGCUGCGCGGCAAGUCCUCGCUGCAGCUCAACGUGCAGGUCAAGAAGGGCGCAGUGUUCGGCGCGCUGCGCUACCUGCCGCAGGACAUCAUCCUGCCCGUCGCCUGGAUUGAAAUGUCAGUGGAGGAUCUGCCGGAGUCGCUGCAGUCGCUGGUGUACCACGGCACGUACUCGACGGCGGCGGCGCGGCUCGGGCUGUCGGUGUUCGCGGUGCUGGCGCUGGUGCUGUCCGCCGCGUGCCUGGCGCUGCUGGUGGCCGGCCGCCGCCGCAAGCCCUGCGCCGUCGUCAAGGUGCCCGUCGACACUAAGCCGGAAUCCUGAGCGCCCGUGGUCGAGUGCCGUCGACGACUCGAGUCAUGAUCGUACCGACAGUAACCACGCAAUACCAAAGUCAACACCAAAAGUAGGAUAUAAUCGCAGUCAGUAAUGAAUUUCCAAUUAACUUGUAGAAAGUCACAGAAUGUGGUUACAUACAGUACUGUACAUUAGACAAAAAAAAACAAAAUCCUGACGCUGUAAAGCA